Molecule: messenger RNA, 1074 nt
Organism: Coniosporium apollinis CBS 100218
Lineage: Eukaryota; Fungi; Ascomycota; Dothideomycetes
Exons: 1
Coding region: 1-1074 (357 amino acids)
Molecular function (GO): DNA-binding transcription factor activity
Source: RefSeq, a predicted model, not a curated record
AUGGAGCAUCUUGACCGCCGUUCUGAGCCUUUCGCAGGUGGUGAUUCUUGCAUCACUCUGAGCGACAUCCAGCAAGUGCCCGACGAGGACCCAAUUCAAAGCGCUGAAGACUCCGACCGUGACAUUAGGUUUGCUUAUGCUGCCUACGACUCAGAUCCCCAUGGCUAUCCAGUCAAGGUUGAAGGCGAGGUCAAUCGAUACAGUCAGGACUACCAAGACUCAGGUGUCGGUGAAUCGAUCCGAGACGCCGAAUCCGUCCAGCCAUGCGGUCAAGACGACGAAGACUCUGAAGAUGCGGACUAUAACCCACCAGCCACCUCCCCUCGGCCAGCCAAGCGCGCUUGUCCAUCAUCUCCCCAGUCUCGCAACUCGUCAAACGGCACGCACAAGCGCCCUUCCCAUGGCCGCAAAGUCUCCACGAGCUCGUCAGUUCACGACAAUAGCCGAGUCACGAAGCGCACCAAGUCGAACAGUACUUCACCAACACGAAGCGGCAAUGGUAACAGCCCCCGGCCCUUCCCUUGCCCUAUCGCGCUGUACGGCUGCACCUCAACAUUCGCGUCUAAGAACGAGUGGAAACGGCACGUCAGCAGCCAGCACAUCCGGCUCGGCUUCUGGCGCUGCGACCUCUGCGCCUUGGUCGCACCCAAUCAGCCGCCAAAUGAGUUCAAUCGUAAAGACCUCUUCACGCAGCACCUCCGGCGUAUGCACAUGAAGCCAAUAGCCGCUUCUCAGAAGACUACAAGCGCGCUAGAGUUGCCAGUUACUGAAGACAAUCUCGGACGCCACCAAGAACGGUGCUACAAGAUGCUUAGAGAGGCGCCGCAGCAGUCGAGCUGCCUCUUCUGCGCCCGUCGGUUCGAGGGCCCGAACAGUUGGGAUGAGCGGAUGGAGCAUGUCGGACGACACCUGGAGAAGGAGAGAAAGGGCGAGUCUAAGCAGAGCGCGCUCGCGGAUUGGAUCCCCGACCCAACGCUUGAGGAGUGGCUUCGUGAGGAGGGGUUGAUUGAUCGUGACGGUUCAGGAGGAUGGCAGCUCGGUGAUGGGGUCCCGAGGAGGCAGAAGGGCAACUGA